AUGCGCCCACCGCUCCUUGUCGCACUCCUCGCGAGCGCACGGGCGCUGGCGCCAGCGGCACUCGCUCGCGAGGCGCUUGUCGCCUACCGCGCCAGCGAGGAGAACGUGGCGGCCGACAAGGUGCUCGCACGAGCACUGCGAGGCGAGAGUUCAUUCACUGACGCCGAUCGGCGGGUGGCAGCUGACGUUUUCCUCGGGACCGCGACGCGGCUGCGGCGGUACGAGUGGAUCUGCGCCCAGCGCGGACUGUGCGGCGCCGCGAGCGACGCCACUGCGGUGGCGGCGGCGCUGCUCCGAGCGCGAGACGAGGACGACGGCGCUUACACAUGGCCGGCAGACGCAGACGAGAGGCUGAGCGCCACAAGCGGCGCUCCGCUCUGGCUCUGCGCGCGUUGGCGGCGCGACCUCGGCGAAGCAGUCGCCGCCGCCGUCGCCGACCAGUCGACGAGGCGCGGGCCGGUCACGCUACGCGUGCGCGACGACGUCUCGAUCGGUGCGGUCGAGGAGGCGCUCGCGGCGGCAGGAGUGGUGACGGAGCGGCCGCCGGCGGGCGUCGGCAAUGGCGGCAAGAGCCUUGCGCUGGCGGCGCGAGCGAAAGAGCUCUGGCGCGCGGGCGUGGCGGUGCGCUGCUCAGACGGCGAGUCGAUCCCCGACGCGGCCUUCGAUCUCGUCCUCGUCGACGCUCCCUGCAGCGGCUCGGGCGUCCUGCGACGCUUAGGGCGGACACUCUCGCUCCUGCGCGAGGCGGCGUCGCGCUGUCACGACCGGCUCGUCUACGCGACGUGCUCGAUUUUGCGCGAGGAGAACGAGGAGGUGGUCGCCGCGUUCGACGACGACGCCGGCUUCGAGCCGUGGCCCUUUAGUCCGCGCCUCGAAGGCGCCGACGGACACACGCGCCGCCUCCUGCCGAACCGGCACCACGACGGGUUCUUCAUCGCGCGAGCCACACUCGCCGCAGCAAGCAGCCGGAGGCGCAUCGCCGAGGCACUGUGGCUGCGCCGCGAAUCGGUUGGGUUCGCUUUCUAA
Emiliania huxleyi CCMP1516 is the source of this 1026-nucleotide messenger RNA. RefSeq lists its product as hypothetical. Gene Ontology annotation, biological process: RNA methylation. The transcript has 6 exons. The record is from RefSeq and is a predicted model, not a curated record. NCBI's taxonomy places the organism in Eukaryota, Haptophyta, Isochrysidales, Noelaerhabdaceae. Bases 1 to 1026 code for a protein of 341 amino acids. Gene Ontology annotation, molecular function: methyltransferase activity.